AGUGCGCCACGAUCAAAGCUGGCUGCAGUGGGCCUGGAGAACACACGCAGCGAGUCCACGCACACCGACGGCGUUGGGUCGCUACUCGGGAGGGGUUCUCUGUCUCUGUUUUCAGGAACUGUGUUUCAAAAAGAAAAGAAUCUGGGUUUGAUCUCCAGUGAGGACAGCGUCCACGUACAUCCUGUCUGAGCAGCUCGGCCCUCCUGCUUCGCUGCCGGACAUAGGUGACGGCGGUGAGCUGAGCUCUUGGCAGACAGAUAGCCCGUCCAUCUCUCUGUCGAGGACAGAGUCCUGGUCUCAGCUGGGCAUCAUGGACCCCGAGGACAUCAAGAGCCUGGACGGCACUGAGGGUGGGGCGCUGGCUGAAGAGCGCAGCGAGAACAACUCGUCCAACUCAGACAUCGUCCACGUGGAGCGGGAGGAGGCUGAGCUGCUGGAGGCCGAUGCUGGAACGGAGGGGGAGGCCCCCCAGGUUGCAGAGGCUGAAGUCCUUAAGCCAGAGCUGCAGGAGAGCGUGCUCGGCGUGCUGGAUAGUGAGGGUGAGCUAGCGGAGCUCAGCACCGAAGCCCCCCAGCCGGACCCCACGCCAAUGAACCCUGAAACCCCAGAGGUCAUCGAGGCUCCGGAGACCCUGGAGCCCACCGGGUCUGAAGACACAGAGCCCGCCCCACCAGGUAACGGGGCAGAGGAAGCCGGCCCCGAUGGGACAGAACUUCCUCCUGCGGAGGUUCCUGAUGAACUGGGGUCCCUGCCCCCUGUUCAGGAUCUGCCCCCUCCUCUGGAACCAGAACCAGAGCCGGAAACAGAAGUGGAACCAGAGCCACAGUCGCUGGGAGGGGAGUCCCAGCAGGAUCCAGAUGUUGUACUGGAACACGCACCAGUGAUGGAAGGUGAAGCCCCUGCCCAGGAGACCCUGCUGGCUCCACCUGAGGAAACCCCAGUGCAAAUGGAGUCACCCCCAAAGUCAGAGCUGCCCAUGCUGCUGUAUGGCGGCGCUGCCCUGGUCGCCAUAGUUGCAGUCAUAGCGUAUGGAACUGUGGUCUAUAGAAGAAAGUAGAACCGUGCCCCACCUGCUGGGGAUGCUGGGAGGUUUUGGGAAACGUUCACCCUCAAUUUAAUCCCACUCUUUAGUCUCGCCUCCUUAUUGUCCCCUCUUUCCUUUACAAUUUGGGCCGCGUCUCAUGUUUUAUGACCGGGUGCGUGGCGUUUGAAUCUGGGCUCCGUUGGGGUUUUAUUUUGGUCAUUUAGUCCAGGCUGUCAGUGCUGUGAUCUGGUUUUGCCCAUUUCUCUGCAUGGUCACAAUUUUACCCAUUCGGGGGAGUUGGGUAGAUUGAGAAAGAGCUUUUGGUGUGAUGUUUCACACCCAUGUAGUCUUUACAUGUCUCACAUAAUCCAGUCCAAUGGGGUUUGUCCCCUGCUGCUGGAGAAGGACAACACAGCAUUAUAUUAAAUCAUAUAUUAUAAUGAAAUCAUCCCAGCUGAAAGUAUAGAGCUGCUUGAAAGUAUGUGAACCCUAUAGUAACG
Molecule: messenger RNA, 1524 nt
Organism: Scleropages formosus (Asian bonytongue)
Lineage: Eukaryota; Metazoa; Chordata; Actinopteri; Osteoglossiformes; Osteoglossidae
Product: protein TsetseEP-like
Exons: 2
Coding region: 311-1057 (248 amino acids)
Biological process (GO): apoptotic process
Cellular component (GO): mitochondrion; membrane
Source: RefSeq, a predicted model, not a curated record